GUUAUUAGCAAACCGACUUUGAAAAGUGCUAGAGUUAAAGGGGAGUAGCAGAUGGCAUUCAUAAGUGGUAGACAGCUUGUGGAUGGUGCAAUAAUUGCAAGUGAGGUGAUUGAAGAGGCAAAGAGAAAGAAAAGGAAAAGCUUCGUGUUCAAAAUUGACUUUGAAAAGGCAUACAAUAAAGUAUGCUGGGAAUUCCUAGACUACAUGAUGUUGAGGAUGGGAUUCAAUGAUACAUGGAGGAAAUGGAGACAAGAAUGUCUUCAAUCAAGCAUGAUUUCAAUCCUUAUCAAUGGAAGCCCAACAAAACAGUUCCUUGUCAACAAAAGAUUAAGACAAGGUGAUCCGUUAUCCCCUUUUUUAUUUUUGAUUGUGGCGGAGGGGCUAAAUGGCUUAGUGCCAUCCGCAAUUGAGAAGGAUCUGUACAAGGGGGUGUUGAUUGGUGACGGUGAGGUGAUGGUCACCCAUUUACAAUUUGCGGACGAUACAAUCUUUUUUGGGGAGGCAUUAAAAGACAAUAUAAGGGUGAUCAAAUGUAUCAUGAGGACUUUUGAGCUGGCCUUCAAUUUGAAAAUUAAUUAUGGGAAGAGUCAGAUAGUGGGGGUUGAAGCGGAGGAAGGAUGGAUUGAGAAAAUGGCGUACAAGCUGUGUUGCAAGGUGGGAGAGUUACUAAUGAAAUACUUGGGAAUUCCUAUUGGCAGGAAUCAUAGAAAACUAGCAAUGUGGCAGCCAUUGGUGGAUUCUUUCAAAAGGAAACUAGCUAGCUGGAAAGGUCGGUAUCUCUCUCUUGCAGGUUGGGUCACACUCAUUAACUUUGUGUUGUCUAGCUUGCCUGUGUUCCUGAUGUCAGUCUACCUCAUUCCAAAAGGAAAAGAGAAGGAAUGCCAUCAAAUGGGUAACACUCAAAGCAGCACAUGGAAAUGGAACCUAUCAUGGAGAAGAAUCCUAUUUCAAUGGGAAAAAGAGGAGGCAAAAGAACUUUGCAAGAUGAUAGAGGAGGUGAAGAUAUACCCCGGAUGUGCAAAUAAAUGGGAAUGGAGGCAUAGUAAGGAUGGCCUAUACUCAACCUCAAUUGCGUACGCAAUAUUAACAAUAGAGGAAAGGGGACCGGUUGAAACAAAAUUCUUCAAGAGGGUAUGGAACCCUGUUCUCCCAAGUAAAAUUGUUGCGUUUAAUUGGAAAGUAAUGAUGGAUAGAAUUCCAACCAAACUGAAUUUGUUCAAGAGAGGAGUCAUUAAGGACAUGGAAGAUGGAAAGUGUACAUUGUGUGAGGUUGAGGAUGAGGAUAUUAAUCACUUGUUUUUCAAUGGCAAUGUAGUUAGGUGGUUAUGGGUGGCUUGUGCUAAAUGGUGGGGGAUUACCAUCAAGUUAGACAAGGAUUGUAGGAAAACCUUUGAAAGCUUCGGGACAUGGACCAAACAUCCAAGCAUCAAAGAAGGAUGGGACAACAUCUGGAACACAUUGGUUUGGUCCAUGUGGCUAGCACGAAAUCAAAAGAUUUUCCAAGAUUCGGAGGCAAAUAGGGGUAAGAUAUUUGAACUUAUUCAAUUGAGAUCUUUUGUAUGGAUUAAGGCAAAGAAAGCUAGGUGUUACUUCAAUCUUUCAGACUAGUUGCAGGAUCCAAUUUCAUGCCUUACUAUUAACUGUGGGGGGAAUAAGUAAAUUGGAGAAGGAUCGGUUUGAAAGAUGGGGGUAACUUGAAUUGGCUUGAUUUUUUUGCGACUAUGUAAAUGGGUUUGAGUACCCCUUAUACUUAGUUUAUUAUUAAAAAUAUUAUUUGGCU
Molecule: messenger RNA, 1780 nt
Organism: Rubroshorea leprosula
Lineage: Eukaryota; Viridiplantae; Streptophyta; Magnoliopsida; Malvales; Dipterocarpaceae
Source: the annotation of a GenBank genome assembly